CACACACACGCACACACACACCACAUCCAUCCUUCCCCUCCGUCCCCCUUCCCCUCCUCUCCCCUCACUGUCCGCUUCCUGCGAGUGGCGCCCCUGGCUUCGAUCUCUACCUCCUACUCUUGAUCGCCCGAGGCACAUAAAACGCACAUCAUCCCAACCGCUCCUCGGCCGGUCCUGCAUUCGGCAACUACUUGCAGCUCGAAAUGGAGACAACAAUCCCCACCACCGGAUCUCUGCGUGCGAAGAUCAAAAGCUUGCUCGCUACAACUGCCGAGCUGAGAAAAGAGCUUUCGAGCAACAACAACAAUGGCAAUACAGCGUCAGCGUCGGCGUCAACGUCGGCGUCAGCGUUGGGCGUACGUCUCGAUUCUGCCCUGAGAUUGGCUGAACGUUGUGCUACAGCCCGUCAGUCGCUGCCCUCGUUGAGAGAGGGCUUCGAUGACCUGGAUGUUGUUGGGACCGACUUGUGGAAUCUUGCCGCAAACCUGGCACGAGAUAGGGACGUACAGCACCUCCUCCCCCACAGCGGUCCGGACGGCGUUUCCAACAGGACAAGGAAUCUCCACGUCCGGUUGCUGGCUUUCUACAUGAUAGAGUGUUCGCAACAGGUUGCGACAGCGAACUAUCGCAACAUAGCACGGUUAUUAAAAGUGGCACUGAAGGCAGCUCGUCAGUGCGUGGACGAAGGAGAACUGCACUGGGCCAACAGCGUGCUUGAGCGGGCCGCUUCGCAUCGAGAACGCUUCAAAAAAAUCGCAAAGGACAACGGGCCAGAUGCGGAAGCGCAGCUGGCGAGUCAGAGCUGCGGGUUCUACACCAUCAAGAUGCUGCUACACUGGAAACAGGGGAACCACCCUCUGGCGAAUAAUACGUUUGCGAGAGUCACGGAGGAUGGCAUGGCCGAAGCGCUUUCGCAGCCCCAUGUCGCCGAGUACAUGGCUAAGGCGCUGUUUGAGAUUGGAAACGAGCUGUUCAAACAGAAGUCGUAUCCGCUAGCAAUUCAAUGGCUGCAAAGAGCUUUCAAUGUUCUGGAUAAGGUGGAGAUCUUGUACCUGUCGGAACACGGGUCUGAAUUGCGGUUGAGCGCAACCCAUAAUCUCGCGAGAGCGUGCAUCAAAUCGGGCAUCCAAGAGAACUUCAAGAAAGCAAAGAACAUAGUCGACAUCAUUUCUAACGAAUGGCCUCACCGCUUAACGACUCUCCUGCUCAGAUUGGAUUUGGCCCAAGCAGAAGCGCCCGAGGACGUGGAAGCGUAUUGUCAAAUCGUUCGACAGAUGAUAGAUGUGGCACAACUGACGGAGCAGACAUUCAAGGCAAUAAUGGGCCGAAUACACGUGCUUGUCUCCAAGAAGGCAGUGCGGCUCGCAUGCGGUUGUAUGGAUACUCUGAUCAAUAAAAGGCUGGUGCUCCUUGAAAACGAUGAGUGGUUGGCUCAAGCAUUUAUCACUCGUUUGUGGGCAACCGUUCAAGAUAAAACGAGUCGCGAAGGAGAUUCGGUCGAAGAUUUGAAAUCGCUGUUGGACAAGUUGACGAAGCAGCUGUCAAAACCACUUGGCCAGACGGCCACCCAUGCCGCUCGAAUUUUGCUCUGGAAGGUGUCGGAAACGUUCUAUCUGCAAGAGAAGUACGAUCUGUCAAGCAUCUGGUGCCGCGUAGCUCUACACAAAGUCUUCGACCGGUCUGGAGAACUGAAUCUUGCAAAGAUUGCCCGACGAGUCAUCAUGUGCGCUAUCCAGAUGAAGGAGUAUGGAAUCGCUGGCGAGAUAUUCAAUGACAUGUCCGAAGCCGCCAAGAAUGCUCCGCUCACCCGCCUUCUGAUGUUUAAGGUCGCGCUACGAACAUCGGAUGAGGAUCUUGCUAUAAAUUGCCUCGAGAUCAUAGCACAGCACCCAGACAGCGAUCAUAGGCUACUAUACACAUGUGCUUUGGAUGCCCAAGAGAUUGGUAAUCGCAGGAUUGCCUUGAGGUCCUUACAGUACAUACUAGGUCUAGCGGAGAACUCCUCGGAGGUGGCUGCAAAAGUGCCGGUCAUACUGCGGUCGACGAUCAGAUUGACGAUGACGGAGAUUGAGAACACACGGGACGCAAGGUCUCAUGUCGAAAAUCUUUGUAGCUUAUAUGAAAGAGCGCUGAAAUACGCAAAGAAGUCACGGAAAAGACCACACGCCGCAGGUGGAACACGGAUCUUUGAUACCACGGAGUUGGAGUGGUUCUCGAUCAACGGAUAUAACCUCGGACUUAGAGGCGUUGUGGAAUGGACUCCGGCUAUAACCUUGAGAAUAUUCACUGCCUGCCUCGGAUUUACUGAACUUUUUCCCAGUGACAUCGGGGCAGCAAAGUAUGCUGAGAUCACCCAUCGAAAGCUUUGUCUCCACUACCUCUGCGCAAACAUGUGCAUCAACAUCGCCCGCCUGGAUGAAACGAUCGAAGGACAGCUACAGCAUUACGUUUUUACCAGGGGCCAUGUGGAAGGAUUUCGAAAGGUGUACACCGAUUGGGAGGGCAGAUCGGAAGAGGAAUCGAAGGACAUGCGAGGGAAAUUUGACAAAUUGCUCCCUUUCGACUUUGAAGGGGCCACGAAACUAAAGUUGUGGGAUGAGCUUGACCAGUUGGUUGACGAAGCCAUCUUACUGGACGCUCAGAACAGCUUUGCGCUUGAAUACAUCGCGGAUAUCGUUAUGUGUGCUACGACACCCCAGACGACGGCGUUGAACGUUUUGCACCGGAUCGUGGAGCAUAAGAUAACCGUGCAGUACAAUGACAUGCAGAAGCUGGCCACAUGGAUCAGGUGGUUGAUACAGUUCUCCUUGUCGAGAGAUGCAAGCAUCGUCGAGACUCUGUUGACACAAGCUAUCGAGCUGGCAAAAUGUGCCGAUCCUGACAAUCGGUACUCCGAAGCGGAGCUGGAGUGGCUCAUAGCGACUACAUGGAACAAGUCUAUUGAUUUUUCUUGCGUAUCCGACACUGUUGGAGCGAAGCGGUUCGUAGAGCUUGCGUUGUCGCUAGCCGCAUUGUUGAAAAGCGAUGUGAAGUUGAAAGAAUUACAGGGGAAACUUUUGGACGCUCCGUCAUGAGGGAAUAACUGUGUUUUCUUUCUUUUCUUUCUUUCUUUCUGAUGAUAUUUGAACAUCGAUGCAACAUGUUUUGCUUCUUGUAUGUAGAGUAGAGUAACGGCCGACGGGAUGAGGUUGAGAUAUCCAAUAGGAGAUGC
Molecule: messenger RNA, 3211 nt
Organism: Tricharina praecox
Lineage: Eukaryota; Fungi; Ascomycota; Pezizomycetes; Pezizales; Pyronemataceae
Product: meiosis protein SPO22/ZIP4 like-domain-containing protein
Exons: 10
Coding region: 204-3074 (956 amino acids)
Biological process (GO): regulation of synaptonemal complex assembly; meiotic cell cycle
Molecular function (GO): protein binding
Source: RefSeq, a predicted model, not a curated record